This is a messenger RNA of Liolophura sinensis, 618 nucleotides long. Its product is annotated as nanos homolog 1-like. The record is from RefSeq and is a predicted model, not a curated record. The transcript has a single exon. Lineage: Eukaryota; Metazoa; Mollusca; Polyplacophora; Chitonida; Chitonidae. Gene Ontology annotation, molecular function: zinc ion binding; RNA binding. Bases 1 to 618 code for a protein of 205 amino acids.
AUGGACAACGUUCCGAAAUAUAACCUGUUUGGACAAACUAGCCCGGUAGACUUCACCGCCAUAUUUGGAUCGGCUAGAACGGAUCGAUUACAGAAACCAGUGACGUCAUCUGUCUCCGGACAACCACGAGCUAUCGUCGGCUCAUCCAGUUUCUUCAGUCCAAUGUACCAACCUCCUGCCAGUGUUUGGCAAAACCUAGUAGAUGACAUCUCCUCGUCUCGCCAGUCGGAGUACACGAGUCCCCCAAGAAUGAACCGUCAUGGUGCGGGUUCGACACCAGCUCCCGUCACUUUUCCCCAGACACGGUAUAACGCUUCACUGCCAGGAACGUCCACACCGACACCUCAUGACCAGUCUCCCAGCCUAACAGGAACGCCCUCCAGAAGAUCUACUCUAUCGUCUCCACCAGUCAAGUUUCCUCACGCCACCAUAUCCGUUUGUGUUUUCUGCAAGACGAACGGCGAACGUCUUUCCCAGUACGGCUCUCAUGUGCUGAAGGAUUCUAGCGGAAGAGUUACCUGCCCUGUUUUGAGGCGUUACAAAUGUCCGAUAUGUGGCGCUUCAGGGGAUGCGGCACAUACCGUCAAGUAUUGUCCGCUCAACACACAAACUCUCUGA